This is a messenger RNA of Cryptotermes secundus, 16795 nucleotides long. RefSeq names its product protein split ends (gene spen). Gene Ontology annotation, cellular component: nucleus. Gene Ontology annotation, molecular function: mRNA binding. Lineage: Eukaryota; Metazoa; Arthropoda; Insecta; Blattodea; Kalotermitidae. The transcript has 20 exons. The record is from RefSeq and is a predicted model, not a curated record. Gene Ontology annotation, biological process: regulation of transcription by RNA polymerase II. Bases 118 to 15033 code for a protein of 4971 amino acids.
UUGAAGCAGAGGAGAAAUGUGUUGUGCGGUCACGAAGGGUUUUAUUAUGUUGUGUGCGUACGUAAUUUUGUCGAUGGAAGCUACGUAAAGCGUCCCCCAUGAAGAGUUCGGAGCAAGAUGGUUAGAGAGACUCGUCACCUUUGGGUUGGGAAUUUGCCGGAGAAUAUCCGCGAGGAUCGGAUUCGAGAACAUUUCAAACGCUAUGGGCGAGUGCAAAGUGUUAAGUUGCUGCCGCGGCUCAAGGAGGAAGACGGGUCCACUGGGCUUUGUGCUACUGUGGCCUUCAUGGAUAUCAAAUCCGCCUCGAAGGCCCACAACAUGGAGCAUAAGCUGGACGACAGAUGCUUGAGCACGGAGUAUUACGAGCCUGCAGCCAUCCCAGGGGGUUCCGCCGCCCCCAUAUACGCGCCCCCUCCUCGUUUCCCUCAUGGGCCUGACGAUCGGUCUAGUCACUUCUACGAGCGUCGCGAGGGAGACGCCUACCUUCGGCGCUCGGCGACGACUUACCACGUAGCUGAUCCUCUGAGGGGUCGCACAAGGGACCGUCUCUAUAGAAACGGGCCCUACACGACGCUUCUGGAUAGAACCCAGGCGGCACAUCACCGGCCCCUGGGGAACUCGUGGAACUACGACGGCACGGCGAGCGGUCGUUAUCCCGCCACCAACCCCACCCUUGACCCCUACCCGGAGGAGCGGCGUGAAACGCAACCCGUGGUGCACAAGAAGCGUCCAAAAUCCAGCAGGUCGGGGAGUGAAUCAGGUUCCAACUCAGGGUCAAGUCACUCUCGGUCCAGAUCUCGUAGCCGUUCGCAUUCCAGCUCCAGCUCUAGCCAAUCAGGUUCCAGCAGUUGCAGCUCGGGUACAUCGUCACCAGGAACUGAUAAGUCCUGCUCCCCUCACAGCAGUAGUCACCUUGGGGCAGCAAGGAGUGGGCGCGUGGGAGGGGUGGCUCUGCAAUCAGCGGUGAGUGCUCCGCAUGCUAACAACGUGAGUCCAGCUGUCCAGAGUGAAGAUCGAAGGCCUCUGGCAAUCUGUGUCCGUAAUCUGCCUAUUCGCUCCAGUGAUACGAGUCUGAAGGAUGGGUUGUUCCACGAGUACAAGAAGCAUGGGAAGGUAACGUGUGUGAAGGUGGUUGGGCAGGCAGGCGAUCGCUAUGCAUUGGUCUGCUUCAAGAAGGCAGAUGAUGUGGAGAAGGCGCUUGAAGAGUCGCACAACAAACUCUUCUUUGGUUGCAAGAUUGAGGUGGCACCCUGCCAGGGCUAUGAUGUGGAGGACAAUGAAUUCAGGCCUUACGAAGCGGAAUUGGACGAGUUUCAUCCGAAGGCAACACGGACUCUGUUUAUUGGCAACUUGGAGAAAGAUGUUACACCAUCGGAACUUCGGAAGCACUUUGAGCAGUUCGGGGAAAUCAUCGAGAUUGACAUCAAGAAACAGGGUGUUGUGUCAUCUUAUGCCUUCUGCCAGUAUUCAGACAUAGCGAGUGUCGUUAAAGCUAUGCGGACAAUGGAUGGUGAACAUCUUGGCAACAAUCGCAUCAAGCUUGGCUUUGGCAAGUCCAUGGCUACUAAUUGCGUUUGGGUGGAUGGCAUUGCAGAUACAGUGUCAGAGAAGUACCUAAAUCUUCAGUUCAAUCAGUUUGGCAACAUCACUCAUGUCACCGUUGAUCGUGAAAGAGGGCAUGCUCUUAUCUAUUUUGAGCAGAUCCCUUAUGCCCAGAAUGCAGUGCGUGAGAUGAGGGGAGUGCUGCUCCGCGGUCGCAAGCUGCAGGUUGACUUUGCUUCUCGAGAGUGCCAAGAAGCAUUUUAUGAACACUUAGAGAAACAGGGUCAUGCUGUCGGUGGCGAACGGCCAUGGGAGCGCUAUGAUAGCAACAGCCGAGAGGUACAGGCGGGGAGGUUUGAGACAACAGUUGUAGUGCCAGGUGCUCGAUUCACAAGAUAUGAAACACCGCAGCGCCCACGAGCUGCAUCGUACAGCCGGACUGCAAACUGCAGUACAGUUGCACCAGUGGCAGCUGCUGUUGGAACCACUGUCGGACAAGGGAGGACAGCAGCACGCACCCAGCGGGCAGGGCAGCGGUACGAAUACUAUGAUACGGAGUACCCUGAUAGGAGAUACAGGAACUAUGAUGAAUUCAGUCAGGGAAGCGCAGCAAGUCAUGAUGACUCUUAUGAACAGGAGUUGCGUGAUUACGGCUAUUGUCAGCGUGAACGAGGGGAUAGUAGCCCAUCACCAGGAGCAUGUGAAGGGGAGACAUCGUCUCUGCGGCGGAGUGUUGCUGUGGUGGCUGCACGACCUGCCAAGAGUUGCAGCCCUGGGGACAAGGUUCCCUGUAAUGAAGAGGACCCUGCUUACAAACGCCAUUCCCUGCAGAGUGUCGUCGUGAGCAGUGACGUUGGUGCCCCCUCCCAGCUGCCCCCUCCGCCGAGUACUGCACAGCAUCCGCAUGAUAUCCGCCACCUGCAGAAGGAAAGGGUUCACAUUCAGACCCUGUUAGAACAGCUGGAGAGUUCUGGUGAUGAUGACGGUAGUAUGGCAAGCUCAGCGCCUAAGAAGCGGCUCAAGCUUGCAAGUGACGACUGCGGAGAGCCCCCACCCUCUCUACCCAUAUGUGCAGUUGGACCAGGUGGAAUGGACAUGUGUUACGAAAAUCAUGGUGAUGUAGUUGCACCGUCUUUGGUUGUGACAACGCACAACCAUAGGAAAAGUGUGUCGGAAGUACGGAGGUUGUCUGACAUUAGUGGUAAGCACUGCAGCCGGAGACUUAGUGCAGACAGUACAUCAAAACAUGGUGGGGUUGGGAGGGAUGUAUGUGAAACAUCUGCAGAUCGCCUGGUGUCAGUGCAGUCUUAUUCUCCUCAUCCUGUGUGCAAGCGCCGUAAAACUGGGAGUAGCACUAGUGAAAGUGAGGACCGUGUUAGUUGUCGUAGUGGUAAGCAUUCUCAUCACCACCAUCACCAUCAACAUGGAGAACCUGCUAGUGGCACAUUGCCUGUGAGUGGGGGGGAGAGUGUGGACGGUAGCCGACCUGGUACACCUCUGUGUGAUGAAAGACCAGAAAACUUAUUGCCACCCACAGAGCCUCGUCGUUUUCCCCGUGACAGGCUUGCCACUGAGGGCCCUCUGUCACUACCCCUUCCAAGGUUUGCUGCACAAGUUCUUUCGUCUACCCCUCGUUUAUCAGUUUCAGUGUCUGGUGUAUCACCAUCUGCUAGCAAAGGUGCCCCAGUGUCAUCACCUCCUGCUGUUAUAACUUCUCCACGACCUGUACCAUCACAUUCGCAGCCAGUCGUACAUCAGCUCCCACCCAGUCCUGUCCCUGCACCUCCUCCAGCAUCACCGCCACCAAGACCUGAGUCAAUCCUUUCGUCGUCAUCGUCCGACUCUGAGCUCUCACCACCAUCUCCCAUGCUCGAGGAGCGCAUUCGUUCUCUGGAUGAAAAGUAUGAGAAAUGGUCAGUUUCACGAGCAGUAAGUCUAAAAGGGAGUGAAGCACCUGCGAAGUUGAGUGCAGCAAAUGAUGAGCGUUUCAGUUUCUACGAAUGCAUGAUUAAUGAGAAGUUUACCAAUCUACCACAAUCAGACAUCGUGAAAUCAGUACUUGCCAAGAGAAGUGUGUUUGAUGAGGACUUAAAACGACUUGCAAAUUUUAACGACAAAUAUGAGCCUCGAGAAUUUAUUCCAUUUACACGCCCCCCUGGUUGUUUCCAAAGUUUGCGAAUCAAGACCGAGUGUAUGAGGGAGGUUCAGUGUGUAACACCAACUAAAGCAGUGGGGUUAGCUACUUCUGUUGCUAGUACCUCAGCCGCUGUUGGAAUAACUGGAAAGGUGGUAUCAUUCCCGAACCCUCCUAGCAGACUAAUAGGUACUCCUUCACCAUUACACUCUCCCUCUCAGCCCAUCCCAAAGUCUCCAUUUUCACCAGGCACACCAACCACACCCACAGUUCCAAAGUCGUUUAUGUCUGUAUCUCCAGUAGGUAUAACCCCCCUGCAUACCCAGUGUGGAUCCAAACUGCAGCAGCAGCAGCAACAACCUGUACCAAAGACUCCAAGUACUGUACUGCCACCUGCUGCCAAGGGACUUCAGUAUCCCUUUCCCAGCCAUCCACCAGUUUUGCCAACCACUACAGUAGCCACCACUACAGCAACAACUACUGCAGCGUUGGUGUCUGUGUCAAGUGCGGGAGUGAAACCUAGCUUGUCAGUGACUGUGCCGACAUCAUCCACAGGUACUGUACUUUCACCCGAAAUAGCAAGGACUUGUUCAGUAAAGCCUGUUGGAUUAUUAACAAAUACUACCACAUAUUCAGCAGAUAUGUCGCGAUGCUCCAUGGGGAGGCCAUCAGCGACGGUUGUCACUGUGACUACAGACACAAAACCUACCCCAGAAGUUACAAGUCGAAUUCCUUCGAAACUUGUUUCUUCUGCGCCCACCCCCUCUUCUACAGCAGCAACUAAUAGAGUUCCGUCGCCCGGUGUGUUACGAUUACCAACAUGUGUCAAACCCUCCACACCAACAGUAACAUCUGUGUCAGUGAGCACUGCAUUGGUUCCGGAUACAAUGCGAACAUCUACUGUAGGUGUAAAAUGCUCCAGCGUUUCAGUGAUGUCAUUGCCAGAAGUUACAAGAUUCCAGCCCAUGACAACAUGCACGUCGACACGGGUUUCGUCAACUGUUGUACCUUCUUCGCAAUCAACACCAAAGUUCUUCUCAACAAUGGCAUCAUCUCUACCAGCCUCUGUGAAAGUUUCAUCGUCUGCAAGCAAGCCAAUUUCAAAUGCUUUGUCGGCUGUUACAACAGCUGUGAGUUCAUUUCCGCAGACAUCACCACCAAAACCUUCAAAACCAGCGGAACAGUCACUGAAGAGUAACAAGGAGCAUAGUCCUGUUCAUGUUAGAUCAGAUGCUCCUCACUCAGACAACAUUCCUUCAGUUAAAUCGCCAAGUGAAAUUCCUGUUGUGUCAUGUAGUCCAAAAAUUGUUAUUGUCCCGGUUUCUGUCACCAAUGCUUGUGCACCUACUGUGACCACGGUGGUUGCUUCUAUUACUGCAACAACCACAGUAUUAACCAUGACCAUGGCAUCUACAGUCGUCACUUCAACAACUUUCACAACUUCAUUGUCAACUCCUACAACGAAUUCCUCCUCAGAGUCGACAAGAUCAAACCUUAAGCCAAAACCCUGUUCUUUGUCAAAGAAGGAACAAUCAUUGCAAUCACAAUCUCAGCACCCCACUAAAGACAAACAGUGUGAUAUUGGGAAGCAGUCAGCUGGUUUGAAGAAAGAGCCGCUUUCAACUUUUUCAGCAGGUUCAUUGAAUGCUUCCAAGAAAGAUAGAGAUAGCAUUUGCAGAGAACAAGAAAUGAAGAACAGUUCAAGCAGUGGUCACAAAUCCAAGACGACAUGUCAUGUGGAAGAGAAGAGAGAGAGGAAAGAGAGUGUUGGAUCAGUGAGUGCUAGAAGGGACAGUGAGAAAGAUGGGAUACCUAGUGACAGACUGAGGGAACGAGCAGAAAGUACAGAAAAGGAUAAAAGAAAGGAUAGGGAGUCCAUGGAAUGUGCAGAGAGAGAAAGAAGGAAAGACAGUCAUUCUGUGGAUGCAGAAAAGGAAAGAAGGAAGGAUAGUGUUGAUAGUUUGGAAAAGGAGAAACAGAGAGAUGAAUGUAUAGAUCUGGACAGGAGAAGGGAUGCUGUGGAAUUCACUGAUAAAGAUAGAUGGAAGGAUGGGCAUGUCGACAGUAUUGACAAAGAUAGGUGGAAGGAGAGAGAAGAGAACCAGGAAAAGGACCGACGAAAAGAGAAUCACAUGACUGAUAAGGAAUUAGAGGUUGCAGUGGAUGUUGAGAAACGAAUGGAAAAUACAGAGAAACAGAGCAAGGAGCGCCGAAAGGAACGUGGAAGCACCAGCAGUUCACCAGCCAGCAUAGGGUGUAAGCGACGCAUGAGUUCUCAAGACAGUGUGGACAGUGUACCUGAUGAUGCCAAGCGCCUCAAGUUGGAGCAUCGCAAGAUCUCAGAGCGACGUGAUUCCAAGGACAGUGGGCGUAGUAGCAGCAGCAGUAAACGCAGCAACAGUGAACGCCCACGAAGUCAUGGCAGUGCUAGUGCAAGUACUGACACCAAAGGUUUUGCCAAACUCCUGGAGGAUAAAAUUCGUGAGGACAACAUACGUCAGCAGGGCAAGGAAGAUGCUGAUCGGAAGAAGGAGAACUGUGACAAGCACAAAUCUAAAGACAAGCAGAAGAAAAAGAGCAAGUCAGACAGGGACAGUCCCAAGGAAAUGAGGGACUUUGGUAACAAACCUACAAAGGACCCAGCUCUUGAUAAAGAACUAUCUCCUAAAUCUGGUAAAAAGAAGGAUGAUAGUGAUGUCGAAGAUAAGGAAGAUGGGAAACAUAAACACAGUAAAAGAGAAACAAAAGAGAAAAAGAAACAGAUGAAGGAAGAGUUUGGAAGCAGCGAGUUUUUGGAUGAGAAAGGACGGGCAGCAAAGAAGGACAAGAGGAAUAGCAGUGAGCGGAGGAAAGAGGAGGACAUAGGAAAGGAUGAUCAGAAGUUCAUAUCACAGAAAAAGGAAAGCAAGUCCCAGAAGAAGGAAGUCAGUAAUUCGGAUUCUGACAGUGAGGAUGGGAGUGGUGAUGGACCCAAGAAACAUUCCAUAUUUGAUAUAGUGGAUGAUGGCCCAGCGUACAUCUCUAUGUAUGACAAGGUGAAAGCUAGAUCUACCAAGAACAUGCAGAAACAGGAGGAGGAACGACGCCAGGAAAUGAUGAGGGAGAAGUUUGAUUUGUUGAAGAAAAAACGAGCAAAGAGAGAAGAGAAGAAGCGAUCAACGUCAUGGGAUGAAGACUCUGAUUCAGGCAAUGAGCAUGGUGGCAAGUGCAAGCGUCAUGUCAAACUGAUGAUCAGCAGCUCAUCCGAGGAUGACGGCCGUUCACGUUAUGAUGGCGAUGCAUCCAAAUUGAGAAAAAGCAGGCCAGUGGUGCGAAUCAAGAAAGAAGAUAUUUGUACUGGAAAAUCUGAUUCAGAUUCUGACAUUCUUGGAAGAAUUGGCAAAGAAGUGCGCAGAUCUGGAGCUGCUGGGAAACAAGAUGGCAGUGAAGAUGACGACACCUCAGCUCGAACCAAGCAUCUUACAAUGUCUGGAAAGAAGGGAAACCGCUCCAAACUUGUUUCUGACACAUCUGAAGAUGAUAAUGCAACUGCCAGGUUUAAACCAAAUGAACAUAAGACAUUAGAUGCAUAUUCAGCUGAUAGUGAUGCUGAUCAGGGAUUUGCUGACUCAGAUGACAAAUUACCUACCUCGAAAAAGUCUGCUACUAAGAAUAAUAGAAUGGGCAAAGGAACAUUGGACUCCUCCAAUGAUGAAAGUAACAAAAAACUGAUCUCAGAUGUAAGUAAAACAGGUGCAGACAAACAGUUCAGUAUGAAGAAGGGUGGAAACAAAAGCAAAUUGAAUAAAAAUAUGCUGGAUUCCUCUGAUGAUGAGUAUAGUAGGAAGUUCCUGAGUGAUGUAGUAAAAUCAGAUACAUAUGCUGAUGAUAAGCAAGCCAGUUUGAAGAAAUCAUUUGUUAAAAAAAGAACCAAAGAUUCAGUGGAUUCAUCAGAUGAUGAGGGUUCCAGGAAACUGUCUGAUGGGUUGAAAACAGACAUUUAUGGGAAUGACAAGCAAUCAAAUCUAAAGAAAUCUUGUGUUAAAAAUAAGGCAAAAAAUACUGUGGAUUCAUCAGAUGAUGAAAAUAUGAGGAAGCUAUUAAAUACUCCCAAAACUGAUAUCUUUGGUGAAGAGAAACAGGCCCUGUUUAGAAAAUCUGUCCUGAAGAAUAAAACAGCUAAAAGUUUUCCAGAUCUUACUAUAGAGGAGAGUACAAAGAAAUUCCUCUCUGAUGCAGAAAAGGUCGAUAUUUAUGGAGAAAACAUUCAGGCAGUAAAGUAUGUUACAACACAGUUGAAAGCUACUGCAACUCUGAGCAAUUCUUCAGAUUGUGAAGCUGCUGCUUUGACGCCUCCACUUCAACUAGACCAGAAACAAUCUUUCCAUGGGAAUUCUGUUGACAAGGGAAAUGAUAUGCCUCGAAAGAAGUCACACAAAAAGAAACAAAAGCGCCAGAAAAACUUAGAGGCCAGUGAAGACAGUCUUGGAAAAAUGGCCUCUAUAGAAUCUGACCUAGCAGUGGAUAAACCUGAAGCUAAUGGUGGCAAGGUUAAAGUAGAUGGUGAGAGGAAGAGGCAUAAACGUGAACGUCGAAAAUCAACCCAUUGUAAGAGCAUAGAUGAUGACGAUUGUAAACAGGCAAAAGUUCAUAAGAAGAAAGUUCCAAAGCCUGAGCUUGGUGUCCUAAAACCAGAGAGCAGUGUGAAACGCGAUGAAAAAAUGGAGGAUAUCUUUGGUCCAUUAUCAGAUGAUUCAGAGAGUGGACAUUUGAAGACCCCUGUGACACCGAACAAUGGAGGAAGUGGUCGCAUGUAUGAUAAAUUGCCAGGGAAGUGGCAGGUUUCCCUAGUGUAUGGUUCAGAUUCUGACUCAAAUGCAUCACUUCUUGGACCACGCAUGGAGUGCUUCCCUCCAACAGCAGCCAUUGUGUCACGCCCUAUUGAAAAGGAGCGUAAGAGACGCGAUAAAAAGAAACGAGACAAGAAAGCAAGUAGCGUGGAGUUGGUAGAGGCAGGACGGGCACUGGAAGCCAAGCUUCUCAGUUCUGAUGAUUACCCUGACCAGGCAUUGCCAAAGGCUUUACUGUCAUGUAAAAUAGAGAAACAUGAAGAUGGAACUCUGAAGGAGGAAAUGGGAAAUACUGAUGCUGAUGUUUUCAGGUUCACAGAUGGUGAUGAAAGCUUGGAAGCUGCUACUGCUCUAUUACUGGAGAAAGCAAAGGAAAAGAAAAAGAAACGUAAGAAGUCAAAAGAAGAGAAACAGGCCAGAAGAGACCAUCAUCACCAUCAUCAUCAUGACAAAUCAAAGUCUUCACCUGAAAGGAAGUUGAGCAUAACAAGUUCUCUGGAGGAUAGCAAACCAUCUCCCUUGUUGUCACCACUACUGCCCAGCUUGGAGAUGCCAUUGAGUCCACCUCUCAACAAACCUCCAAACCUCACAUCAGAUGAUGCUCUGUCUAGGUCACCUUCACACCAUGAAUCUGUUAUUAUUUCAGUUUCAACUGCUCCAAAGAUCACUGAAAAGAAAAAGCCUGAUAAAUUCAUACCAGGAUUUGGUACUGCUAUUGAUGACAUAAUCCAUGAAACAGCAGUUAAAAGUAUAUCAGAAUUUGAGGCUCCCAAGCCUAAGGUAGAGCUCCUUGUGAAAGAAGAAACUGGUGGAAAGGCAGAACAAGGACUCCCCAAGAACGAUGGGGAUGGACUUGGUAACGAGGAAGAGAAACCCCGAGCUGUCAUAUCGCAAGAGGAAACAGAGGAUGCAGUGGCAGCAUUGCUUGGUGAGUCAUUUGGAGCAGACUUCACUCCAUCUGAUUGUUAUGUAGGUGAAGGAAAUGGUAGCCCACAUACUACCUCACAAGCAGGCCCAGAACCUGCUUUGCCUACAGAUGAAGAAGAAGAGACACGCAAGGCCAUAGAGGCCAUUGAUAUGAAGCCUGACACACCACAGUCUGAACCUGACUUGCAAAUUGAUACUGAUACAGAUGGCGAUCCGGAACCAACUUAUUCUGGCCUUCGGUUCAGUGGAGAUGACCAGUCCCCCCGAACCCCUGAUGGGAUUGAUUUCUCACGACCACCAAAGACGCCUGACCUGCCAUCUUCGUAUUGCAGGCAGCAGCAAGGUACUAAACCAUAUGAACAAGAUUCCCUGCUAACCAAACCAUCCCUGCAGUCUGACUCAUCAUUGACCAUCAACAAACAGAUAUCUCCUACAAGAGAAUCGUUAGACAAGAAACCAGUAGAGCCCUUGGUGUGUUACCAGGAUCAAUCGUUACCUGACAGACCAGUUUCAAGUGAACAUCUUAAGUCUCAACCAGAACCUGAAACUGCACCAGUAGUUGCCGCUUCUUCCUGUGACACCAGUGACAGUCAUGUUGUUCACGAACAAAGGGAAGAUCUCGUGUCAGAAACUCAAGUGAUGGCUGGAAGUGAUGGGACUGUCAUCCCAAUGCCACCUUGCAUAACAUUCAAACCUAAGGAAGAAGUUGAAGAGAAAGUUGUAGAUUUGGCAUUAGUCAAACCGAAAGAUGAAGGUGUUAUCCCAUCAGAUGACAACAACCUUAGAAGCAUUAAAAUCAAGGAAGAAGACAAGGUAGACCUAAGCCACAUGUGCCCGAACACUGAAGUGAAGCUAGAGCCAACACCAGUGGAAGUUGCACCUUUAGAAAUAGAGCCACCUACCUCUCCCUGUCGUAGCCCUGUCAUAUCUAAAUCAAGCCCCCUUACUCCUUCAUCACCAAAUGAAAUUCCUGUAGAUGCCCCAGACAGUGUGAUGAAAGAUUUGAAGGAUGAACCAAAAUGUCAGGAAGGUAACAGUGACUUCAGGCCAUACCAAUUUGAUGAGGAUGUUGCAAGCAAAGAGAGUCACACUGAUUGUGGUUACAAGCCCGUGAAAGACUCUGACAGUACAGCAUUCAAAAGCAGUGAAAGUGUUGCUGGUCUAGAUAGGAGCUAUGUUUCUUCUGGAAAGGAAGACAGCGGUUUUGUUUCUGUUAUCAAGGAAGAACAUGCUAGUGAUAUUGCUAGAGAAUCAGACUUUUCAGAACCUGAAACAGAUAUGAAGGCUGAUAAUGACUUUGUAACCAACUUACUCGCGUCAGACUCAAUGACCCAAGCGCUCAAUAUUGAUGAUAAUAGCAGACCUGCAUUGAAGACUGAUGCUGAAAGUGGUUACAGUCCAUUCAAGGAGCGCGAAAUGGAGGUGUUGUCACUUAUCAAGGAGGCAGACAAUCAAUUUAAGAGUGCAGAAGAACAGGGCCCAUUUGCUCCCCCAACAUCCGAGUCUUCAACUUGUAAGGACACUUACGAAGUUUUGACACUUCAUAAAGAUCAUAAGCUAAAUGACAGGGAUAAUAUCACUGAUGCUUGGUCUGCUAAGGAGGUAAACAUGGAGUCAGUAAUAAAGAAGGUAGAUGCACUGUGUUCUGGUGAUGAGGUGAGUCCACAAAGUGAUUUGCCAGAAAAUGUGAAUGAGAUUGGAAACAAGCUUUGGUUUGAUCAGUUCAAAGAGAAGGCUGUUGAACCUUCAGCUCCUGAAGAGAUGAAAAAAGAUGCAGAGUCUGCAGAUGAAGUGCUCGAAAACCUGCAGUCACAAACUGAGCCUGUCAAACAAGAAUCAGUCUUGGAUACUGCGGAUGUUGAUGAAACCAAGGAAAAGGAUCAGCCCAAAUCUUGUGAAGAACAGGAAGAAAGUGUUCUAGCCAAAACCCCAACCAAGGAACUGGAUAGCAAUGCGGCACUGUCCACAUCACCUGAUGAUAAGAAUGAGCCAAUUUUGCCUUCAUCAUCCCCUGAAAGAGAGCAAGUGACAUCUUCACCAGAAGAUGAAGCACAGGACACAAACACUGAUGUGCAAAGUCCAGUGAGUGGACAACCUACUGUACGAUCUACUGCCCGUGGAGGAAGAGGUGGGCCACGUGGCAAGGCACAGACUCGAAUAACUGGUGUUACAACACGCAGAUCCAGACUAUCUGGUGGUCAGAAAGCUGCAGGUGAAGGUAUUUCAGUAACCCCUGUUUCCUCCAGGAGAGGUGGAAGGAGAAGCAGAGGAAGUGGUAGUAAAGCAUCUCUCCAAGAUCAGUCUUCAUCUCCUGCCAACAAGAAGCUUACCACUGACGUGUAUGAGUUCCAUGAUGACUCUGAGGAUGAAGGAAGCAACAGUGGAGAGAAAGGUCGACCGCGGCUGAUACUGACCAUCAAGAGUCCUCAGGCCAGUGUGUCUGUCAGUAGUGUUACAGGGAAGGAGGUUCAGGUUGCUACCAAGACAGCACCAGCACCCGUGCCAGUGGUUGAGACCAGAGAAGAGUUUCCAUCUCCGGUGACUCGCAAAUCUAGACGUUUGCAGGAGCGGGAUGGAUCUCGAAGUACAGUAGAUGAUGUGAUUGAGGAUGUGGUACGCAGUGCAGGAAAGAUUACUCGCUCUGCCACAGCAGCUGCAGCAGCCGCUGCUGCAAAUGCUGCAGGUCUUGGGUUAAGACCAAGGCGCUCAACAAGACAAAAUAUCGCCAAUCAGAGGGCACCCGUUACAGUACCUGAGCAACCAAGAAAGUCCCCUCGUGGUGGCAAGAGACAAGCCCAGCAACGUAGGUUAUCAGAAACACAUGAAGAGUCUAGUGAGGAGAAAAAGAAGCAAACAGAUGAUGAAACAGUGGCUGUCAAGGGACUGGAAUCUCCUGCAUUUGACAAAGACAUGGACACUAGCUCAGCCAAGUCACCAGAUUCAUUUGCAGCUUCUGACAAGGCACAUCUGUCUGAGAAAGAUGAAUCUGACACUCCUGCAGGGUCAAAAGCAGCAAAAGCUCAUACUGAAGAAGAUGAGGGUGAGCCCACAACUUUGAUAGAUCCUGUAACUGGACUGUUGAUUCCAAUGCGGGAAUCUGAAGAGGGACAGUAUAUUCCAGUGACUACAGCUCCUGUCAUCAUUCCUAUGGCAUCGACACCUCAGAUUACCACCAGGUCGCUUUCAGAAUCUCAGGAACUGCCUUGCACUAUGGUAGAAGCAGAUAGAACAAGGACACGUGCUCAAAGUGUGCCCACAAUACCAACAAGAAUACCUGCUCAGGAAGGGAUGCCAGCAGUUAGUGUGGCACAACAGAGCCAUGUACCGGUGAUCUCCAAUUCUGUGCCAAAGCCUGUGGCCACUACAUCUGUCACGGCACCACCUGGGCCUUCUGUUGUGGGACUAAGACCAGUUGGCAUUUGCAAAACUGGUGUCCAGACAACUUCAAGUACCAAAGCUGUGCCAACUACACUGAAAGCUCAUGUUUUACAGCAGACUGCCAAAACUGUUUCAUCACAGUCGGUUAGUACCACAGCAAAAGUUGUCCAGCCAAUUCUGCCACCACUGCCACCCUCAGCUGCUUCUACAGCCCAGCCUUCUGUGCCAUUGCAGUCUUCAGCAGUGAAGGUGCAUGCUAUUGCUCAGCCAUCCAUGAAGAACCAGACCGUACCAGUUACAGCAACAGUGUCACAUUCUAAGAAUCGAGAUGUCCUUCUGCACCAGACACCAUCACAACUGUCUCCUGUAGGUGUGGCCAAGAGCAUUCAGUCAGCAGUUGCCAUCAAUCCUAAAGCACAUUUACUGCAGGCAGUGACAGGAACGAAGUCUCCUGGAGGACAGACAGUUGUCGUGGCUCCUGGACAGGGGCAGGUGCCAAUUGCAAGCAAGAUCCAUCAUCUCAGUUGCCCCCCACCACUUCAACCCCAGCAGAUGGCAGUCAACAUGAAAGCCCCAUCACCAGGAGCCCUUACACCUAAAGCCCACUUACUGCAAGCUGUAUCAAGUGGUCCACCCAAAACUGGAUCCAGUUUUGUGCCUCAGCAGAAGUCACCACAUUCAUCACUAAUGAGUGUUGCGGGUAGUAAAGUGCCCACAUUGAGCCCACCUCAUCCUCCAAAAGCACAUCACAGUCCAGCACAGCAGCCCAUCUUGACGGGGGCAGUAGCUAGUCCACCAUUGAAGGCACCGCAGCUCUCGAGCCAACAGCCAGUUGUGACAGGGGCUAGCAGCUCUCGUGCUGCUGUGCCGAAGUCUCAGAUGCCAAAUGUAGUUAGUGCCCAUCUCACACAGCAUGGCAAAGGGAUGAUGGAGCCCCCCAAGGUGGACGUGUCAUUGGGGGGCUGUAUCGUGGUGCCCACUGCUAGCCCACAGACGCGUGGUCAGGUUCUCCAGGCUGGGUUGCCUGUACCAGCGUAUGAAGCUUCAUUGCAGCAUGCAGGUUCUGGUGGGGUGGUGGCAGAAUUACUUCCGAAUCCUCAGUUUGUACUGGCACAGAGGCAGCAGUCCCCCCCGCCCGCACACCAACAGGGAGAAGUGGUGCAGCAUGUGAACUUUCCGCAUCAUAUGCACAAUCCAUCACAUGAAUUGGCACAACAUUAUGUCCACCCUCAGAUCAUGUAUCACCAGUACUUGCGUGCACAUCAGGAAGCCCUGACAGCGCACAUACCUCGCUAUUUACCUCAAGGGCCCGUGAGAUCACCAUUGAUGGCAGGGUUGGAGGUGAAAUCUGAGCCAGAGUCAGAUGAGGCGCACGGUACCAGUCCGCCAUUGGAGCUUCGUAGGCCUUCUAGCAAUGGGGCUGUGGCACGUGGAGGCACUGUGGCCCACAGUUUGCAGUCGCCACAUGAUCGUACCACCGACUCACCACAGGUGGCGACAGUUUAUGUUCAUGCUGCAUCACGCCUCCCUCACUACACACCACCACAACCGCCACCACCACGUUACUAUGAACCUGGAGCGGAACCUCCGCCGGCACAUCUACGUACAUCACAUCAUCAUCACCCAUUGCCUGGUACCGAGGCACCAGCUACACAACCUCGCUUGCAGGUUGCCACUCCUCCUCAUGCCAGCCAAGUACCACCUCAGGCUGAUUCUCUACUUAUGCUUCUUCAGCGUUACCCAGUCAUGUGGCAAGGCCUCUUGGCUCUGAAGAAUGACCAAGCUGCUGUACAGAUGCACUUUGUCUUUGGGAAUCCACAUGUCGCACGUGAAUCCCUUCCCUGCAAUUCAGAUGGCAGCACACCACCUCUACGUAUUGCACAGCGAAUGAGGCUUGAGCAGACUCAAGUUGAUGGUGUUGCAAGGAAGAUGCAGAUGGACAAUGAGCACUGCAUGUUGCUUGCCUUGCCCUGUGGCAGAGAUCACAUGGAUGUUCUGCAACAGUCAAACAACCUCCAGACCGGAUUUAUAACAUACCUGCAACAAAAACAAGCAGCAGGAAUUGUCAACAUUGCAGCACCAGGCUCUCAGCAGGCUGCAUAUGUGGUGCAUAUCUUCCCAUCAUGUGACUUUGCCAAUGAGAACUUGGCGCGCAUUGCACCAGACCUGCUGCACAGAGUGGCAGAUAUUGCCCACCUUCUCAUUAUCAUUGCCACAGUCUGAAGCAGUUCAUUACCAGGAGUAUCAGCAUUCAUAAGUACAGGGAAUGUUUGUCGUAGAUUUUCUACAAAAUUAAUUUGGGCUUAAUUCCGUGUAAUCUCUCUUUCUGUGUAUUUCAUACUAUGUUUAACUGAAGUAUGAUUGGCUGGGUUCACAUAUGAGAGGAGAGAGAACGUGAAUCUUAAUAUUCAUAUUAGAUAUGAGGAUCUUCUGGCAGCGACAGUGAAGAAUACUGUCUGAUGGGAAUGUAACAGCAUGUAGUCUGGUUGAAGUUUACCAAUGGUUCUCCAUCAGGAAACUUCUACCAGACUGCGCUAUGUCACACCUUAGAAGAUAGUGCUCUUCAAGUAUCAUCAUCGUCAUGAUACAGGGCAUGCUUUUCUAAGCUUACAUUCCCAAAAUGUUAUAGUAAAAAUUACACAGUUUCAAACAUGUCUUGGACCACGUUAACUUAUGCAUGCUGAUAUUCAGGUUACAAAGGCAGUCAGUUUAAAACGACUUGAGAUAAGUGGCGAUUUACUUUAUAUUUAAUAUAACCUGGAUUGUCGCAGUGAUCAGCAGCUACAAGCUGCAUGGUGUCCAGUUAUGACUUGUAGAGUACAAGUUUAGUAUGACAUGAAAGAAAUUCACCUACUUAAGACACCUCACUACAAGUGAGAAAACACUGAAAGAGGAACUUUGACAAACUAUACAUAAUUAAAUGUGGCAUUCAGUUUAACAGCUACAACAAAUACUAAUACAAUGGAUCUUAUACACACCUGUAUUACGUUCAAAAUGGCGCGGACAGUGACUGGUUCCAUUAGUGGAGUUCUGUGCAACAUGCCGAUAAUAUGUAAAUUGAAUGUGAAUUUUUAAUCCUCCCACCCCUCCUGUAGCUAUACGAGCGACUGUAAGCGGAUGUUUUGUUUACUUGAUGUACAGUUCUGUAAUUAUAACAAUUGUAAAAUUCUUGUUGCAUCUUCAUAACUCUGGACUGAUCUACACAUUGCAUUCAUCAUCAUUAAUUUUAAAAUCACCUCACCAAUGUAUAUUUUGUACAUAAACAUAAUAAUCAUUGUGUAUUGUUGUUUGAAUUUUAGUCCAGGUACCUAUUAUAAAUACAUACGAUGCAGUAUAAAUAUAUGUAUAUAUAAAGAUUAAGGCUCGUCGUAAUAUUCAUAGAUGAUUGUAGUUGUAAGUAAUAUCCAGAUGUGUAGAUAAUAGAUACAGUGUGCACUGUCAUUCCUACAAAAUUGUCAACGCAUUUUCCGGUACUUAGCUGUUCUCCCUUUUGCAGUCAGAGUGCGUGCAAAUAGUUGUCUAUUAUCACUUGGCUUGGAUAAUAUGAGGAUGAUGUGUCGUUGAACAUCUCGCAUUCUAGAAAGUAGUAGUUUUUACUUUUUUCUUUUAAAGUUAGAAUUGUCAUUAAUGGUGAACAAGUGUUUUUCAAUGUCAGUUUGCUCAAAACGUCAUCCCAGAUUCUAUUUUCACUUUUUAUUGUGUAAAAGUGAGUAAAUCAUUAUAUAUUUUUUGAUGUGUACAAAAAGAAAAGGAGAAUUGGACACAGUGCUCGCUCGCAUGUUUGGAUUUGCAGCCAACUGAGUUCCCCAGAACAACUGAGACAGGAAACAAAACUUGUAAAUAUUUCAGAGACUAUCUUAGGCUGUGAUCUCUCUGCAUUAAGUUACUGAAUUUAAUUUGAUAAAAAGAUCAUCCAGUGAUUUAAGUUAUUUAAUGAAUGAAAAUAUAAAGUGUUAAUAAAAAUAAAUGGAAAUUCCUCCCCUUA